UGCUGUUGCUUUGUUUGAGAGUUGGAUUCAGGAUGGGCUGUAUUCUCCCGAUGUCUGGAGUUUUAAUGUUGUCAUUAAGGGGGUGUGUCGGGUGGGGAAUUUGCAGAAGGCACUUGAGUUAGUUGAAAGGAUGACUGAGUUUGGGUGUUCCCCGGAUACCAUCACACAAAAUAUUCUUGUUGAUGGGCUAUGCAGGGUGAAGCAGGUGAACAAGGGCCAUGAGGUAUUGAGGAGGCUCCAGAGGGAUGGUGUUUGCAUGCCCAAUGUUGUGACAUACACCUCAGUAAUAUCAGGUUAUUGUAAGGCUGGCAGGAUGAAGGAUGCAUUUUCAGUGUAUAAUGACAUGCUUCAAUCUGGAACAAGACCCAACACGGUCACAUACAACGUGCUUAUUAAUGGAUAUGGAAAGGCUUUGGACAUGGAAUCUGCAGUGAGAAUGUAUUGGCAGCUGAUUCUCCAUAGUUGCCCUCCCGAUGUUGUGACAUUUAAUUCUUUGAUUGAUGGAUAUUGUCGAUGUGGACAGCUUGAUGAUGCCAUGAGGAUUUGGAUGGAGAUGGGUCAGCAUCAUAUUCAACCAAAUGUAUACACCUUCUCCAUCAUAAUACACUCACUUUGUACGCAGAACAGAUCAGCAGAAGCUCUCAGUCUUCUAAGGGAAUUGAAUAUGCGAGCCGACAUUGUUCCACAGACAUUUAUAUAUAACCCGAUCAUUGAUAUACUGUGCAAGGGAGGAAAGGUGGAUGAAGCAAACUUGAUUGUUACAGACAUGGAAGAGAAAGGGUGUCAUCCUGAUAAGUAUACAUACACUAUUCUAAUAAUUGGGCACUGUAUGAAGGGUAGGAUACCAGAGGCAGUCACUCUUUUUCACAAAAUGGUGGAAACUGGGUGUCGCCCUGACAAUAUUACAAUUAAUUCUUUUAUUAGUUGUGUUUUGAAGGCUGGGAUGCCUAAUGAGGUACAUCAAAUAAUGCUUAUUGCUUCAGGUCAUGCUUCAGCUAGUCAGAAAGUUCAUUCUCACCAGUGCCAAAGACUAGAUAUGUCAGUUGCUGUAUAGUUGAAUUCUGCUAACAUAAAGAAUGUAGGGAAGAACACCUGAGCUGUCUCAGAUGCUUAUUGCAGCAUAGAACUGGGACUGGGACUUCUCUAGAUGAGAACAAUGAGGCAUGGAGGGAUGAAUUGGUCUUUGAUAAAGAAGCUUUUGCGUAUUUUUGAAAACGUUACAGGGUUGGUAACUAACAUUAGUAAGAACUCGAUCACUCCUAUCCAAUGUGGGGAAGAGGAGUUAGCGGAGGUGCAAGAAGUUAUGGCGUGUAAAGUGGAGAAAUUCCACUGUAAAUACUUGGGCAUGUCUCUCUCGGUCAGGAAACUAAUGAAAAAUGACUUGAUUCCGUUAGUGGAUAAGAUUGCUGAUCAUUGACCAGGAUGGAAAGCAGCCUUAAUGCAUCCCGUGGGACGUGCAACCCUUGUCAAGGACAUUCAUCCAAAGAAACUCAGAUGUGAAUAUUGAAAUGUUGGUUGCACAAGGCUACAUAACAAUAAAAAAUUAGUCAAACCAAGUUGAUGUCGUGUAACAAUACAAAGAUGAAGAUUCAUUGCUUGAAGAAUUGGAUGGAAGUAAAUUUACACCCUAGCAGUGGUACUUCAGUUGUAUUCUUUCUUUAGCAGCCUGCCUCAAUGCUUGAAGAAUUGGAUGGAAGUAAUUUACUCUCUAGCAGAGGUACUUCAUUUGCAUUCUUCUCUGUGCAUUGUUCAUACCCACAUAGGUUUUUUUUGUAGGAAAAGAGUACGCAGUAUGCACAUUGGCGUGCAUUCUUCAUGUCUACACAAGCCUGACUAUACAGUUUUUGCUAGCUUAUGUCUACACAAGCUUGACUGUACAGUUGUGCCAUUGCAAUUUUAAACCAGGUGCUGAGCAUUCACUGAAUACUGUCUAGUUUUCUAAGCAUAAUCUACAAUCUGUUGAGGAGCUUACAAACUGUCUUUGGAACUGGAAUUAUUAAGUCAAUGAAGCACUUCUAUUUCUUCAUGAAAGUUGCACAUUUGCUUGUUUACUGGGCCUCCAAUAUCACAAUUUUCGUCUUUUUGGGAGGAUUUAAGUUGGUCUCAGAACUAGAAUUAAUUUUAAGUUUGUUCAAAUGAUGUCCAAUUUAAGGCAGCAACAUUCUUCAUAAUUUCAAUUACUAUGUCAAGACACUUCCCAUCCUUUCUCUGUUUUUGCUGCUUAAGAGAUAUGACUUCAUUGGACUUUUUAGACACCAACGAUCCAUGUCCCAGUCGAUCCAGAUUUCUGGUGACUGUAGUACAAUGUACACAUUUAGUUACUUUGUUCAUAAUCCAUGAAAAUUGCAAUCCUUGUAUAUUGAAUUAGUAUUAAGUUCCGGUAUGUAACAUUGGAACAUGUAUGCUC
Messenger RNA from Zea mays, 2407 nucleotides. RefSeq names its product pentatricopeptide repeat-containing protein At2g06000. NCBI's taxonomy places the organism in Eukaryota, Viridiplantae, Streptophyta, Magnoliopsida, Poales, Poaceae. The record is from RefSeq and is a predicted model, not a curated record. The coding region runs from base 131 to 1054 and encodes 307 amino acids. Gene Ontology annotation, molecular function: mRNA binding; protein binding. The transcript has 4 exons.